This is a messenger RNA of Entelurus aequoreus (snake pipefish), 3895 nucleotides long. RefSeq names its product neuronal acetylcholine receptor subunit alpha-7-like. Bases 1 to 1566 code for a protein of 521 amino acids. Gene Ontology annotation, biological process: signal transduction; regulation of membrane potential; monoatomic ion transmembrane transport. The transcript has 10 exons. Gene Ontology annotation, cellular component: postsynaptic membrane; neuron projection; synapse. Lineage: Eukaryota; Metazoa; Chordata; Actinopteri; Syngnathiformes; Syngnathidae. The record is from RefSeq and is a predicted model, not a curated record. Gene Ontology annotation, molecular function: acetylcholine-gated monoatomic cation-selective channel activity; transmembrane signaling receptor activity.
AUGGCUGCUGAGCCCAUCACGGGAAACCUGAGAGAGCCUUGCUGCCAGGGAGGUGUGUAUCAGAGGAAGUUGUACCAGGACCUGAUGGUCAACUACAAUCGUCUGGAGAGACCGGUCCAGAAUGACUCCGCACCCAUCCUGGUUGAACUUGGUUUCACGUUGCUCCAGAUCAUCGAUGUGGACGAGAAGAACCAAGUUUUGAUCACCAAUGCUUGGUUGCAGCUGCACUGGACAGAUAUCUACCUCACAUGGGACCAAGACAGCUACCCUGGUGUUCAAAACCUGCGAUUCCCUUCCAAUCAGAUAUGGGUGCCAGAUAUUCUGCUCUACAACAGUGCUGAUGAGAGGUUUGAUGCAACUUUCCAUACAAAUGUGCUGGUCAACGCCACAGGAGCCUGCCAGUAUAUCCCACCAGGCAUCUUGAAGAGUACAUGCUACAUCGAUGUGCGCUGGUUCCCAUUUGAUGUGCAGAAGUGUGACCUGAAGUUUGGAUCCUGGACACACAACGGCUGGCUGCUAGACCUCCAGAUGAUGGAUGUGGACAUUUCCACCUACAUACCCAAUGGCGAGUGGGACCUUGUAGGUGUGCCGGUCAAACGUAAUGAGCUGUAUUACGACUGUUGCAAAGAACCGUACCCUGAUGUGACGUUCACUGUCACCAUGCGCCGUAGGACACUUUACUACGGGCUCAACUUGCUCAUCCCCUGUGUGCUAAUCUCUGGUCUGGCCCUGCUGGUCUUCCUGCUGCCUGCAGACUCUGGAGAGAAGAUCUCGCUUGGCAUCACCGUGCUGCUGUCUCUGACUGUCUUCAUGUUGCUGGUAGCAGAGAUCAUGCCUGCCACGUCAGACUCUGUUCCUCUCAUUGCUCAGUACUUUGCCAGUACAAUGAUGAUCGUGGGUUUAUCCGUGGUCGUGACGGUUCUCGUUCUACAGUUCCACCACCAUGACCCUCAGGGAGGCAAAAUGCCCAAAUGGGUUCGAGUCAUCCUCCUAAACUGGUGUGCUUGGUUCCUGCGCAUGAAGAAGCCUGGGAAGGACGUCAAAAGAACAGCUCAAUCCAGCAGUUGCUCAGCAUACAAGUACCCCCACAACUCUCCGCACCAUCACAGCAGCAACAGCAUGCAGAUGAGCGCCACAGCCGGCCAGGCGUCCACUCAGUCCACCCUUAAUGGGAACAUGAAGCUGUACCUGGGAUACAUGGGAACAGACAACCCUUCUUUCCCACCCGCCACCGAUUCGGGUGUGCUGAUGUGUGGCGGCGACGGUGGAGGCGGCGACAGAUCCGCUGGUUUGUCCCAAGGUGACAUCCACUCGGAGCAAACGCGGACUUUGUUGCACGAGAGACUCCCGGAAAUUUCCCAGAUCCUAGAGGAAGUGCAGUACAUCGCCAGGCGCUUCCGAGAGCAGGACGAGGGAGAGGCAAUCUGUAGCGAGUGGAAGUUCGCAGCCGCGGUGGUUGAUCGUUUAUGCCUGGUGGCUUUUUCACUCUUCUCCAUCAUUUGCACCUUCACCAUCCUCAUGUCUGCUCCCAACUUCAUCGAGGCAGUGUCCAAAGACUUCACAUGAAGCAGAUGAUCGUCAUCUCAUGUUGAACGUUCAGGCCGUAUGACUGAAGCCCUGCAAGAUCUCUUCCGUACUUCACCUUCAAUCAAUCAAUCAAUCAAAGUUUAUUUAUAUAGCCAUAAUCACAAGUGUCUCAAAGGGCUGCACAAGCCACGACGACAUUCUCGGCUCGGAUCCUUGCCUGUGGAUGUUCUCGUUCAUCAGGUCGUCGCAUUCUCCGUGCAUUCAGUCGAUCACAACUGGACUGUUCUGUUUGUCUUAGAAGAUGUUUCACCUCUCACCUGAGCAGACUUCAUCAGUUCAUGCUCAUGACUUAAAUUGGUCAGAUCCAAUGUCAGGACCCAAACUCUUUAUCCUCAAGCAGGAGGAGAGGUACAUGCCCACGCAAGAAAAGGUUUGUGGUCUAAAAUGUUGUAGCUAUGCUAAGACACAGAGAAGUGACACUUCUGUCAGCACAACAACAGUCAUUAAAUGGCAUUCCUCCUCCUUAUUAUUGUUUGGAACAACAAUCACGGUUAAGAGACCUCAACCAGCACAACAACAGUUGUUGGAAUGCAAUCACCGUCCUUAGCAUUCUAUGUAUUAAUAGCACAAAAGGAUCAUCAGGAAAUGGAAUGUUCCUAGCUCCUGCUUUUUGUUGAAUGCUAAAUUUUAGUCUGUUAGGAAUAAUUGAACAGGCAGUGUUGUAUGUGUUUAGCGAUGGUUUUUCAACCUUGACAUAGAUGGCUUCAAUCACUCCCCUUUCAUCUUCUCUGUCCAGAAUCUGUAAUUUUUUUUGUGCUUUCUUUUUUCUUUUCUUCAAAUGAUUUAAUUUAAAGGUGCCAUAUGUAGACAUUUCAUGUCAACUCAUCAUUAAAUUAACCUGACUCUCGCCAGACCCUUGUAGUUCGCUGAGCUCCACACAAGGGUCUGGGCUCGAAGGCAUUGCAAACUCCUUCCAGAUAGCAACAAAUAAUGAACCAAUCAGGAUCGCCGGGCGGGAUUUCAUAGUUGUGACGUAGCGCCGAAGCGACUGUUUGAUUUAAACAACUAUGGCGGCACACAGCCCUCGCUGCGUCGUGUGCUGACAUUGAUUCUGCUAAUGCAACUGUUUUGUCGAAUCAAUCGAAUAUUAAUUCUUUAAAAGAUGAACAGAGAACGGUUUUGAAGGCAUUGAUUGGUGGCAAGGAUGUUUUAGCUCUUCUUCCGACCGGGUUUGGAUCUCCCACGCUCUCAUCAGUGUCACAAGUUGAUUUCGAUGUGAGUGGUUGAAGUAGCACGUCAUUGAAGAUAACGGACAAGUGGUUUAUUCAAUCACAUACAAUGAUUUUUUUACAAGGCCCCGCCUUCUGAAAAAUUCUCCAAUUGAGAACUCCCAGAUUCUUGUGUGGAGCUCAGCGAACGACAAGGAUCUGGCGAGAGUCAGGUUAUCAUUAAAUGGCCCUGAUAUGUCAAAAGGCAUUAAUAAAUCAUGUUCUUUUCGAAUACCUUUAUAACUGAUAACGGUUGUUCAGGCGGGAUAUGCUCAUUUCAAAAUUAGAUUUACAGCCCCGAAAUCUUAUUGUUUUCAUUUCGAUGCCCCACCCUCCCCCGUUUCACCAAUUAGAAAGUCUGUGAGUGUGUCACAUCCAGGUUGCCAGUUACGAACCUCCACCUUCGUCUGGCUACUGCCACUGGUAAAGUUACUAAACAUGUCAGACCUUAGUAAAUCUAAAAGGCGUCGUUACGAUUCUCAGCUUAUUCAUGACAAAACCAGGAACAAAACGAGGAUUUGUAUCGGGGAUGCCUUUGAAAGAUGGAGACGAUUGAAAGCGGAUAAGUUUUUUCCUCUAACGCCAAACUUGCUAAUUUCCUCCUUGAUAGGUAAGUCAGGCAUUUACAUUUUCUUAAUACUUGUAAUAAAUAGAAAUGGGCAUUUCGUAUGUAAACUAUAUUGUCCAACACAGUCUAUGAUCUUGUCUAACAAAGCUAGUAUGUUCGUGCAACCAAUGCUUAGCAUGCUAGCCCAGUCAAUGACACAUGGACAUAUAGGCUAACGGGGGAAAUAUAUGCCUGUUAGCCUGUAUGUCGAUGUGUCAUCAAACUGACAGGAAUAAAUAUUUUUUCCACAAAUAAAACCUAUGUGGAUAUGAGUAGUGUCAGUGCCUAUUUCCUUGUCAAUAUGCUGAUACGCUGAGGAAAUGCGUUCCAACAUUAACACGGCUAAUUGCGGUUUCUGGUACUGUAUGUUCAUCAGGCACAUAUGGGGUGGUAUUUGCUUGGCACAAUAUAAUGAAUUACAUGUAAUGAUUUUCUACUUUGUGUAUUGACAUGGUAGUAGGCUAUAUGAUUUAUGCGUGACUUAGACUUAGAC